AUGGGCAUCUCCAAGCGCAGCCGCGAUAACGACGACCAACUCCACCCAAACGACAGCAACCCAAAUCAUAAGAAAAUGAAGACGAAGACAAGCAUCCUUCAGAACAAUAGAGAUAUACCGCAAACCACGACACAACCCGAAACCCAAAAAUCCCUAAACUGGACAAGCCUAGGUGAGCGAGUAAAGCUUAGGCACGGCCAUACAAGCGAUGCGUCUGUGCGCAGGGACGUUGAUCAGUUCUCAGAUUUCGACCAGAACGGUACUUUAGUCGAGCAAGUUGAUAAAGAGACAAAGGUUUCGUACUCGACAGUCGAUGAGGAGAACGAGAAUGGCGCAACAACCACUGGCGAAGCACAAAUACUCGGCGACGAAGCACUUACAACGUCCGACGAUGAGGGAAGUGAUACAACUAUCGAUGCGCGCACAGAUGGCAGCAACGAGGAUCUUGUAGCCACCGCGGAGGCACUUAUAAAUAUCGGAGAAAGGCAUGCAGUCCCCAGCGCAUCACCUGAGAGAGCUGCAGAGGCACUUUUACUCUUUGCCGCCCACGACAUCCGCGCAGCCUCUGAGGAGGUCGUUGCCACAGCUGGAUCGUACGCGGGGGCUAGUGGAGGUUGCACAGAAACUGGUGAACAACGGACUACCAACGAGCCCCAAACGACACUUGAAGUCCAGCUCGAAGUGCAAGUUGCUGCAGAAACACUUGCUCGACUCCACUUAACCAGGCCAGCAGAAGCGCACGAUGUGAUAACUGCAGAUGACGAAGCAAGCGCAGCACCGAGUACUUGGAAACCUAGAGUGGCAAGGAUAUCAGCAAUCAUAGCAGAUGAACCAGGCCCAUCUAAGCCAUUCGGAGAUUCAACCCAAGUGGCAUCAAAAGCAUAUUCCCCUUCCCCAUUGUCGGCAUCGACAACCCCAUCAGCAUCAGAACCAGGACCAACACCCGCAGAAACUGCAGAAACCGCCCGCCUCGCUCGCCUCGCCCACAUCGACACCCUCAUGAUCCCCCGCUGCCCCGUGCAACGCUACCUCCUCGGUCUCCAGCAUACCUUAAACGCCAAACAGACGAUAUACAAGUGGGAGGGCUGCUGGUAUGGGCGGGAGGGUUGGCGGCGCGAGAUAUUGGAGUGGAUGCAGCUGGAGAGAGAGAUCAGGGGGAUGGGCAUGGGGGAGUGGGAGAACGUCUGUGAUUUUGAGGAUGACUGGGAGGACGUUGAGGAUGAUGAGGACGCCGAGGGGUGA
This is a messenger RNA of Pseudogymnoascus verrucosus, 1242 nucleotides long. RefSeq lists its product as uncharacterized. Bases 1 to 1242 code for a protein of 413 amino acids. The transcript is spliced from 2 exons. Lineage: Eukaryota; Fungi; Ascomycota; Leotiomycetes; Thelebolales; Thelebolaceae. The record is from RefSeq and is a predicted model, not a curated record.